GGUAUUUGUACUAUCAAAGAUAUAUAAGAGAGAAAAUGGCGGUCUGCCCAGAACAAGAACACCCCACCAAGGCCUUCGGAUGGGCUGCCAGAGAUUCAUCUGGUGUUCUCUCUCCCUUCAAAUUCUCUAGAAGGGCAACAGGAAAAAACGACGUGACAUUCAAAGUAUUAUAUUGUGGGAUAUGUCAUACAGACCUUAGCAUGCUCAAGAAUGAAUGGGGUGUUUCUAUGUAUCCUCUACUUCCUGGGCACGAGAUUGUUGGUCAAGUGACAGAGGUGGGCAGCAACGUAGAGAAAUUCAAAGUUGGAGACAGUGUUGGUGUUGGAUAUCUUGUCGGAUCUUGCCAAUCUUGUGAUAGUUGUAGCAACAAUGCUGAGAAUUACUGCCCCGAAAUGAUACUCACGGGCGGUGCCAAGUACUAUGAUGGAUCCACAACAUAUGGAGGUUACUCCAACAUCAUGGUGGCCGACGAGCACUUCGUAAUUCGUAUCCCGGACAACCUGCCACUUGAUGGUGCUGCUCCUCUCCUAUGUGCUGGGGUUACAACUUACAGCCCCUUGAGAUAUUUCGGACUUGACAAGCCCGGUAUGCAUGUGGGUGUGGUUGGCGUAGGCGGUCUUGGCCAUGUGGCCGUAAAGUUUGCAAAGGCUAUGGGGGUUAAGGUCACAGUGAUCAGCACCUCCCCUAAUAAGAAAAAGGAAGCCAUUGAAAACCUUGGUGCUGAUUCCUUUUUGGUCAGCCGCGACAACGGCCAAAUGCAGGCUGCCAUGGGCACCAUGGAUGGUAUCAUUGACACAGUUUCUGCUGUCCACCCCCUCUUGCCUUUGCUUGGUUUAUUGAAGACUAGUGGGAAGCUUGUUUUGGUUGGAGUACCAGCGAAGCCUCUUGAGCUACCUGUUUUUCCUUUGAUCAGUGGAAGGAAGAUAGUGGCUGGUAGUACUGUUGGAGGUCUGAAGGAGACACAAGAGAUGAUUGAUUUUGCAGGUAAACACAACAUAACAGCUAACGUCGAGGUUAUCCCAAUUGAUUAUGUGAACACUGCUAUGGAGCGUCUCAUUAAAGCAGAUGUUAGAUACCGUUUCGUCAUCGACAUUGCAAACACAUUGAAGUCAAGCUCUUAAAUUUUGCACCCAAACAUACUCAUAUCAUGGAAUAAUAAGAUUCGAAACUAAAUUUGAUUUUGUUGUAUACUAUAUGGUGAAAAUUUAACCUUGUUUAUGAGCACAAUGUAUUAAGCUACAUUCUGAUUAAUUUGUGUGUGAGGUUAUGGUCUUUUCUUAUUUAUAAUCUUUCUAUGCAUGAAGUUAAUUAGGGUGUUUCAACAGAAAAAUUAAGUUUCGUUCAAUGUCUCUUUCUUUUAAUUUGUUUCAAAAUUGGUCAGAUUUGGUUUAAACAGUUUGGUUCUUGAUUUGAAAAUACAAAAUUGGUGAUUUCAUUUAAUCAAACGGCCUUUCUUAUUUAUUUCUAAUUUUUUAAUUUUUUUGCAAAUCCUUACAUCUUCCACGUGAAAAUACCCCUUGGUGUGGCUUAUCUUUUACCAAAACUGAGUGUUUCUAGAAAACAUAAAAGUUUUUGACAACAAUAAAAUGUUUCUUUAGGAAGCUCAAAUAUGUAGCCUACUUGCACGCUGCCGCCUCAUAGCCUUAAUGUUGAAGCUAUAAGAUCUACUCCAC
This is a messenger RNA of Prunus persica (peach), 1673 nucleotides long. Its product is annotated as probable mannitol dehydrogenase. The coding region runs from base 36 to 1121 and encodes 361 amino acids. Gene Ontology annotation, molecular function: cinnamyl-alcohol dehydrogenase activity; zinc ion binding. Gene Ontology annotation, biological process: lignin biosynthetic process. The transcript has 5 exons. NCBI's taxonomy places the organism in Eukaryota, Viridiplantae, Streptophyta, Magnoliopsida, Rosales, Rosaceae. The record is from RefSeq and is a predicted model, not a curated record.